CGGGCCUGCAGCGCAGUGUUGCCGAGCAACGGGCCUGCGCCAGCCGAGGGCGCACCUGGCAGACCUCGGAGGCCACGGGCGGUGACUGGGCCGAGGUGGGUGCGGGCUGGAGCCCGACGCCGGAGCCCCAGCGCGCCCCGAGUCCACCCCUCGGGAGCUGCAGGCCAGGCCCGAGCCGGGGUCCUCAGAGGCCGCCUCGGACCCCAGCCGGACCUGUCAGGGGAACUACCCGAGCCCCGGACCCAACUUCUGGGGACCCCCGGGUGCCGCCUUCCCGCAGGCACCUGGACUGUCCCGCACUGUGCCAGACUGGGCCUCGCAGACACCCUGCCCGCCCCGACCGAGGCCGAACCCUGCCGCUCGUCUAGCCUCCCGGGCCGUGCUGACCCCCAGCACCUCGUAGGUCUCCAGGACACGCCCCUCAGCUGGGCCAGGCGCCCGGGCGUCGGGAAGAGGAAGCCGGAGAGCGGCUCCGGUCACUUUCUCCGGGUGACCAGGCUGCGUAUGUGGCUUGUGUCCAUUCCACAGCGAUACUGGACCCCACGAGGCCCUCCGUACUCUGGAGGAAGCCGCCGGCAGCUGCUGGGCAGGGGGUGAGCAGGCAACGCUCCCAGGCCCUGUCCAGCCCUGAGCAGCUCCAGCACCGCAGUGUGCAUGUCUCCUGAGCAUCUGCCCAAUGCGUUUAUGCGGGCCGGUGGCACCAACAUGCAAGGCCAGCGGGAGCUGGGGGGAGCGCCUGGCCAGAUGCCUCCUCUCCGCAGGUUUCCAAGUGACCUCACAGAGCAAGCAGGUGGGGUUUCUCUCUGCCCGGUUUCUAAAGACAGUGAUGCCAGCGAGGCACCUGGGAAGCAGAGCGGUGGUGCUGCAGACCUCAUCGCCCAGGCAGCCUCCUCACCCAGGGUUUCUGGGCACCACGAGGGCUUGUCUACCUGCGCCCUUAGUGGCCCAGAGCCAGGGGAACACCCCGGUGCCUGGGGGGAGUUUGAAGGCUUUCAGGAAUCCUCAGCCAGGUCUGAACAAUUCUCUCGGUCCUUUGAACUCCCGGAGAGGCCCACAGAACCUCAGCUUCCAAGGACCGCUUCUGCCCACAGAGAGCGUGGUUCCCCCCAGCCUCGCCAGGGUGGCCCUGCGUGGACAGAAGCCACCGCCAUCGCACCUGCUGAGCCCAUUCUCAGCUAUGAGAACAUUUUUAGGUCUGCUUUUCAAGAAGUACCAGCCCAACAGGCAACGGAGGACGUUUCUGCCUUAGACCAUUUCUUAGAAACAAGUGAUGAAGAAGAACCUGGCCUCACACCUCUGCAUGAGCUGUGUUCUGAAUCCAGAAAAGUCUGGGGAGCUCUCCAGAGCGCCGCGUGCACGGCGACUUCCCGAUGCCUCUGGGGCCCGUCCCGCUGCCAGGAAAGCCUCCUCCUCGUGCUGGGGGUGGACGCCGCUCAGGGCCGCGCUCAGGGACAGCCUGACCUGGCGGAGCCCGCGGAGCCGAGCGCGCGCGGCUUCUGCCUGCGCCGCUGCAGGGCCCUGAUCCAGACCAAGCUCGCAGGGACGCUGGGGAGCAGACAAGGUGGCCUGGUCACUUACAGCCUUUUCCUGAAGACGCCCUUCUGGGGCGCUGGGCAGCACAUGAGGAUUCCGAGGAAGACUCUCACGCCCCGUCACCUCGAAAUGGCGCUGUGCAGUCGUGAUGUCUGCUAACGCGGGAGGACUGUGUCUCCGUGGGGGAUUUUGUUUUCUCACCUCUUGGGGAGGGUGGUCCGGGACCCCCCCACCCCCACCCCGGCGGCUGGCAUCAGGCUGCCCUCUGAAGGCGCCCGCCCCAGCCCAACGGGACAGAAGGAAGCGGCUCCAGGGCCCCGGGGGCGCUGUGAGGGCCCGGACUGGCUGCCCAGAGGGUGGCCUCGCCCGUGGUUGGGUCUGUCGCUGGGAGCAGUUGUUCAGGGACCUGGAAAGCCCUGUGCAAGAUGCCGCUGGGCGCCCCCGGCCAGGGUUUCCAGGCGGGUGGGGCACAGGCUCCGGGGGCGUGGCUGCAAGACAAGCGGUUGGCACUGACUUUUGUAAAACUUUAUUAAACACAAAACAAGCUGGA
This is a messenger RNA of Phacochoerus africanus (Common warthog), 2083 nucleotides long. RefSeq names its product clathrin binding box of aftiphilin containing 1 (gene CLBA1). Lineage: Eukaryota; Metazoa; Chordata; Mammalia; Artiodactyla; Suidae. Gene Ontology annotation, molecular function: clathrin binding. Gene Ontology annotation, biological process: intracellular transport. Gene Ontology annotation, cellular component: AP-1 adaptor complex; trans-Golgi network membrane. The record is from RefSeq and is a predicted model, not a curated record.